AUGCAGCAGCAGCAGGGGCAGGUGUUGCAACAGAUGCAGCAGCAGGGGCAGGUGUUGCAACAGAUGCAGCAGCAGCAGGGGCAGGUGUUGCAACAGAUGCAGCAGCAGCAGGGGCAUGUGUUGCAACAGAUGCAGCAGCAGCAGGGGCAGGUGUUGCAACAGAUGCAGCAGCAGGGGCAGGUGUUGCAACAGAUGCAGCAGCAGCAGAUGCAGCAGCAGCAGGGGCAGGUGUUGCAACAGAUGCAGGUGUUGCAACAGAUGCAAGUGUUGCAACAGAUGCAGCAGGGGCAGGUGUUGCAACAGAUGCAGCAGCAGGGGCAGGUGUUGCAACAGAUGCAGGUGUUGCAACAGAUGCAGCAGCAGCAGGGGCAGAAGGAGUCACCUGGAGCAGCAGGGGGUGGCUUUCCUCGCCAAGUCUGGCUCUGUAGGUACGAGGUAACUGGUCGUGGUAGUGAGGUCACUGGUCGUGGUAGUGAGGUCACUGGUCGUGGUAGUGAGGUCACUGGUCGUGGUAGUGAGGUCACUGGUCGUGGUAGUGAGGUCACUGGUCGUGGUAGUGAGGUCACUGGUCGUGGUAGUGAGGUCACUGGUCGUGGUAGUGAGGUCACUGGUCGUGGUAGUGAGGUAACUGGUCGUGGUAGUGAGGUAACUGGUCGUGGUAGUGAGGUCACUGGUCGUGGUAGUGAGGUCACUGGUCGUGGUAGUGAGGUAACUGGUCGUGGUAGUGAGGUAACUGGUCGUGGUAGUGAGGUAACUGGCCGUGGUGGUAGUGAGGUAACUGGUCGUGGUGGUAGUGAGGUAACUGGUCGUGGUAGUGAGGUAACUGGCCGUGGUGGUAGUGAGGUAACUGGUCGUGGUGGUAGUGAGGUAACUGGUCGUGGUAGUGAGGUAACUGGCCGUGGUGGUAGUGAGGUAACUGGCCGUGGUGGUAGUGAGGUAACUGGUCGUGGUAGUGAGGUAACUGGUCGUGGUAGUGAGGUAACUGGUCGUGGUAGUGAGGUCACUGGUCGUGGUAGUGAGGUAACUGGUCGUGGUAGUGAGGUAACUGGUCGUGGUAGUGAGGUAACUGGUCGUGGUAGUGAGGUAACUGGUCGUGGUAGUGAGGUAACUGGUCGUGGUAGUGAGGUAACUGGUCGUGGUAGUGAGGUAACUGGUCGUGGUAGUGAGAGUCUGUAUAUGCAACCAAUGACCGCGUUUAGGCGGUGUGACGUCACUCAAGGACAUCUUACAAGGCAGCUUCAAGACGGCGAAUUAGUGUUGAGUGAUUCAUGA
This is a messenger RNA of Procambarus clarkii (red swamp crayfish), 1272 nucleotides long. Lineage: Eukaryota; Metazoa; Arthropoda; Malacostraca; Decapoda; Cambaridae. The record is from RefSeq and is a predicted model, not a curated record.